Messenger RNA from Eriocheir sinensis (Chinese mitten crab), 1811 nucleotides. RefSeq lists its product as uncharacterized. The transcript is spliced from 2 exons. NCBI's taxonomy places the organism in Eukaryota, Metazoa, Arthropoda, Malacostraca, Decapoda, Varunidae. The coding region runs from base 295 to 1263 and encodes 322 amino acids. The record is from RefSeq and is a predicted model, not a curated record.
CACCAGCUACGUAAAGCAUUUUAAUUAUUUGGACCACACUUAGAGCUUUUUUAUUAAGGUACAUGCAAGUUUCUCAUUAGGUAAUCCUUUCGUCAUGUAUUAACAGUAUUUAACCUAUCCACUCGGCGUUCCACAAAAGCUAACUUACCUACACAAUGCAUAACCAAUAUAGGGAACAAAGCAUUUCACUCUUGGACAAACUUGUACGAUGAACUUCACGUAGCAAAGUACUCAUAAUAAAAGUAGGCAAUCGGUUGCUACAAUAAGGAACUUGUGACUUUAUUGAGUACCGCCAUGAAGAAGCUGCUGAGGAGGAGCAACACCCCACUGGACACGAACAUCGUCUUCCUGCACAAGCUCUUGAUCGCCGGCAUGCUGGUUGUCUUCGCCUACUGCAAAUACGCCCAGGUUGAACGCCAGAGCCCAUCCUGUUCUGGCUCUGGAACGAUCGACUUAAAACACCAAAGGAAACUACGUCUCUGCAUCACCACCGCAGCCUUUGUCGAGCACGAAGGCCAGAAGAAAUAUACCAAUGGCUUCGGUCUGUAUCUGCCGGGAGUGCUGUUCAUCGUGGCGUCAUUGUUCCUCAUCCCGCUGAAGUACCAGGAAUUCUACGAGGAAGAAGAACUGGUGGAGCUGUUCAAGAGGGCGCAGCGACUACCCAGAAGCGCGGCCAUCAGGAACAUUGACGUCAUUAUGAGUUAUAGCUACCACAUGAUGAGCAAAAGAGUACGCCUGUCAUAUCAAUGCCUGGAGGUCGAUUUUUUUAGUCUCAUUAUCUUGGACAUGAUAUCCUCCACUAAUCUCUUCUCCAAAAUCAUCGUGGGUGUCAUAACAGAGGGCUGGGACUACGUGAUGGACGUUUGGCGCCUGACCUACCCGACCAACGUGAAAUGCGAGAUCGGCCCCCAGAUGGUGUACUCAGCCAGUAACACCAAGCACUACCGCUGCACCAUCCCACACAACGAGAUAUUCAAGUAUAUUUGGACCGUGGCCGCUAUUAUCCUCUUGAUUUCAAUGUUGCUAAGUUUGAUUUCCUUGGUGUAUCACAUGCUACAAAUGCUUCCAUUCAGACGCAGGAAAUUUCUUCGAGGAAUUGUGGAAAUCGACAAGGACACAAUGGAUACCCUGGUGAAAGAACUUCCAGGAGGCAAUGACAGUUUGUUCCUCCUCAGGUCAUACCUCAUACGACUGCCUUGCAAGGAACUGCGCAAGGGUGUGGUGACGGAGUUGAUGAAAAUUAUCAAAGAGACUUCCUGGUGAAAAGAUAAAUGUGCAUGCCAGAGUGUGGUGUUUAUCAUAGUAGGUCACAACACACUCCCUUUUAUCACGUCUUUUGAGUCAGUGUGAAUGUUUGUUUGUUGUUUCCGUGACUGGACAGCGUUUUACCUCAGGGCGUGGAUGCCAAGCGAGUAUUGCAUGACUGAUUGUAUCUUAUAUAACUAAGUUAAAGGAAAAACAACUGUUAGCAUUUUAAUUACUGUUGGAGAUUUUGUAAGAUUGUUUUUAUUUCAAAGCAAGGUGAGGCAAUGGACGCUGUACCUUGUUUGAUAUGUGAUUGCCCUGCAUCCUAUCCCUCAGUAGGUCUCUACCUACAGUUAAGAGUGAACCAUAUGUACAACAUGGAAGUGAUAAACUUUUUUCUGCAUUAGGAAACUCUGUAUUAAUGUUUCUUUGAUAUUUUUUUCACUGGUUUUACUGCAUGCCCUAGAUUGUUUAAUUAAAGGAUUAUAAUAUUGGUUUGGCACAUCAUUGCUGGUUUUACUGCAUCCCCUAGAUUGUAUAAUUAAAGGAUAAUAUUGGUUUGGCAU